Kluyveromyces lactis is the source of this 423-nucleotide messenger RNA. It is a transcript of the gene TVP15, whose product is annotated as Tvp15p. Bases 1 to 423 code for a protein of 140 amino acids. Gene Ontology annotation, cellular component: Golgi membrane. Gene Ontology annotation, biological process: vesicle-mediated transport. Lineage: Eukaryota; Fungi; Ascomycota; Saccharomycetes; Saccharomycetales; Saccharomycetaceae. The transcript has a single exon. The record is from RefSeq and is a predicted model, not a curated record.
AUGUCAGACUCACAAAUUUUGAACCUUUACAGAUUCGCAUGUAUCGGAUUCUCUGCUGUAUUGACCUUAUUGUUUUUGACCCAAGCGAUCUUUAAUAUCCUACCUUUGGACAUUUUUGUUGGAAGUUUGAUUGGAUUAGGGUUAUCUAUCUUACUCGGUGUGCUUGAAUUCAGGGAAUUGCCGUUACUCGAUAAGUAUGCCUCUUUCUACUACACUUAUGCAGGCAGGGGAGCCUUAUUCACUUUAUUAUACGCACUUUUGAAAUAUGAUGGUGUCUUCAGUAUCAUUGUGGGUGUCCUUUUGUGGCCAAUGGCAUUGGUGCAUCUGUUUUUGCAUCUAAAUCCAGAUGUUGGCGAGCCUACUUACUUCAAGACAACUAACAUUGCAUUGUCUGCUAAUGACGAUGAACAAGAUAUCGUCUAA